Molecule: messenger RNA, 1419 nt
Organism: Lactuca sativa (garden lettuce)
Lineage: Eukaryota; Viridiplantae; Streptophyta; Magnoliopsida; Asterales; Asteraceae
Product: L-idonate 5-dehydrogenase
Molecular function (GO): oxidoreductase activity, acting on the CH-OH group of donors, NAD or NADP as acceptor; zinc ion binding
Source: RefSeq, a predicted model, not a curated record
UACACAUUAUUCUCGUGUACUUUUUGAUUUUUCGUCUCAAUGAUUAGUAGUCGUGAGAAAAAGGUUUAUCAUGUCCAAAACUUCAAAUCAAACCAACCACUAAUCAACUUCGACAGUUGGACUGCUGCUUUCUGAAAGAUGAUGCACAGCCACACACAAGAGAAUGAGAAUGAAGGUGGUGAAGAAACGAACAUGGCAGCUUGGCUUCUUGGAAUCAAGAACCUGCAAAUUCAACCUUAUCAUCUUCCUCCUCUAGGCCCUAACGAUGUAAAAGUCGAGAUCAAGGCUCUCGGAAUUUGUGGGAGUGAUGUUCAUCACUUCAAGAACAUGCGAGUUGCAAAUUUCAUAGUGAAAAAACCAAUGGUAAUCGGACAUGAAUGUGCUGGAAUCAUCAAAGAAAUCGGGCACAACGUGAAAAGUGUAGCAGUGGGUGAUCGAGUAGCCCUGGAGCCUGGUAUCAGUUGCCAAAGCUGUAAUCUUUGCAAAAAUGGAAGCUACAAUUUAUGCAAAAAGAUGAAGUUCUUCGGUUCUCCCCCAACCAACGGCGCUCUUGCAAAUCAGGUGAUUCAUCCUGAAAAUCUGGUGUUUAAGUUGCCUGAUAAUGUGAGCUUGGAAGAAGGUGCCAUGUGUGAGCCACUUAGCGUUGGUGUACAUGCUUGUAGAAGGGCCAAUGUGAGCCCAGAUACUAAAGUGUUGAUCUUUGGAGCUGGGCCUAUUGGGCUUGUAACCAUGCUGGCAGCCCGUGCAUUUGGAGCACCCAAAAUCAUAGUUGCUGACGUCGAUGAACUUCGAUUAUCAUUCGCAAAGGACCUUGGUGCAGAUGCCACCAUUCAAGUCUCAAAAAACAUCCAGGAUAUAGAAAAGGAAACAACAAUGAUUUUUGAAGCCAUGGGUGAGAGUGUGGACAUAAGCUUUGACUGUGUUGGGUUUGAUAAAACAAUGUCAACGGCUCUGAAUGCCACCCGGGCUGGUGGUAAAGUCUGCCUUGUGGGAUUGGGACAAACUCAGAUGACCAUCCCUUUGGUUGCUGCAGCUUCAAGGGAAAUUGAUGUUAUUGGGAUAUUUAGAUACAGAAACACAUGGCCACUAUGUAUCGAGCUUCUGAGAACCAAAAAGAUUGAUGUGAUGCCACUUAUAACUCACAGAUACAAGUUUACACAACAAGAUGUGGAGAAAGCAUUUGAAACAAGUGCUCAGGGUGGUAAUGCAAUUAAGGUUAUGUUUAAUCUUUGAGGCUGAUUUGUUAAAGUAUGUUGUCUUGUAUAGGGACUAGACAAUAAAUAUUACAUUAAGUUUUCUUAUAUGUAUACUUUUGUAAUGUAUGUUUUGUAUCCGAGAUUGUCUUAAACUUGUGUAGAACUCCAGCCUAAUGGUUUGAACACAUGGCCUUUUUUUAAUAAAUUUCUCAUUUUCAUAGCA